AUGGCCCCCAAGAAAUCAAAACCCUCAAGAUCUUCGCGAUCAUCUUUACAUCGGUCAAGCGCCUCAAUACACAACAAGACAGAGAUCAAGAUUCACGUCUAUGACCUACUACCUCCCGGGAAAUUGUCAUCGACCCUUUGGGCGCUUGGCACCUCACUUCUCCAUUCAGGCGUUGUUAUCAAUGGCAAGGAGUAUGCAUACGGAGGUCACGACAGGCGUGGAGUGACGGGUGUAUACUGGACCAAGCCAGGAAUCGAGCCUCCGGGAGGUAUCUUCAAAUGCGAAAUACUCCAUGGCUUUACAUUCUCGCCUCAACACGAAAUCGAUGCCAUUAUCCGCGCGGCAUCAGAACAUUUUCUGGGAACGGCAUACAAUCUCCUUACCAAGAACUGCAACCAUUUUACGCAAUAUCUUUGCCAGAAGCUCACGGAUAGGCCAGGCCCAGGAUGGCUGAACCGUGCAGCAAGCAUUGGUGUUGCUCUACCCUGUAUUGUACCGCGCGAUUGGGUUGAGCCACCCGACUACGACCUAGCCGAUGGCGAAUUGCUUGCAGAUGAAGAUCAUGAUGAGGAUAAUGCUACGGAAAGAUCUCGCAUGCUGCGGAACUCUGCCGAUCGACCGAGAUUGAUAACACUAGAUGAGGGAUCCGAGGGUGGAGGCCGCAGCAGCGACGAGGACCAGCCUCGAGCGAGCAUGUCUAAAGGACAAAGAAGAAGCUCGAUCCGCGAUACAUCUGGAAGACAAUUGCCGGCGGCAGAGAGAGCCCCUGCUUCCCGGGUACAGCUUUUGUGA
Molecule: messenger RNA, 792 nt
Organism: Pyricularia pennisetigena
Lineage: Eukaryota; Fungi; Ascomycota; Sordariomycetes; Magnaporthales; Pyriculariaceae
Exons: 2
Coding region: 1-792 (263 amino acids)
Biological process (GO): protein deubiquitination
Molecular function (GO): deubiquitinase activity
Source: RefSeq, a predicted model, not a curated record